This is a messenger RNA of Hippocampus zosterae (dwarf seahorse), 2644 nucleotides long. It is a transcript of the gene hykk.2, whose product is annotated as hydroxylysine kinase, tandem duplicate 2. The coding region runs from base 1 to 1071 and encodes 356 amino acids. Lineage: Eukaryota; Metazoa; Chordata; Actinopteri; Syngnathiformes; Syngnathidae. Gene Ontology annotation, molecular function: amino acid kinase activity. The record is from RefSeq and is a predicted model, not a curated record. The transcript is spliced from 4 exons.
AUGUCAGCGAACCAUGACAAGCCCAACAUCAGUCACUCUCAGGCAGUAGACAUUGUAAAGAAAUACUACAACCUGACAACCUCUCAACUCCACUGUCUGCCCAGCUACGAUGACCAGAACUUCUGUAUUGCGACUGUCGAAGGUGGCAAGUAUGUGCUGAAGAUUAUGAACUCAGUGCACACAAAGAACCCAACUGUGAUAGAACUACAGACAUAUGCAAUGAACUUUCUGCACGAAAAUGGACUUCCUACGCAAACAACCCGGAAAACAACCAUGGGACAAGACAUGUUUCUCGAAGGCAUUGAUUGUGGCUACGGUUUACAGAAGUACCUGGUGCGCCUGUUGACUUAUUUGCCAGGAGUCCCUAUUUCCGAGGUGCCUUUAUCACCACAGCUACUUUAUGAAGUAGGCCGGACAGCAGCCAGAAUGGACAACGCCCUCAAUGAGAUGGAACAUCCUCAACUUAGUGUGCUGCAGAGGGAAGGAUUCAUAUGGAGUUUGUCAAAUAUUCCCCUUCUGGAGAACUACAUGAAAGUGCUCGAGGGACAACCUCUCCUGGGGGUUGUCAUGUCUGUCUUCCAUCAGUACAAAACUGCCGUGGCCCCCAAAUCCACCAGUUUUCGCACCUGCCUCAUUCAUGGAGACUUCAAUGAUCUCAAUUUGCUGGUGCAAGAUGAUGAAAGCAACGGCUACAAGAUUUCUGGGAUCAUCGACUUUGGGGACUUGAACUUUGGUUGCUAUGUCUAUGAGCUCGCCAUCACCAUCACAUAUAUGAUGCUGGAACACCCCAACCCCAUUGAAGUGGGUGGACAUAUCCUAGCCGGCUGGGAAAGUGUUUUUCCCCUCAACGCGGCGGAGAGAGACUGUCUCUUUUGGUUGGUGCUGUCACGCCUGUGCCAGUCAAUAGUGAUGGCUCAUCAUUCGGUGACUUUGCAACCUGAAAAUGAAGAGUAUCUGAUGAUUACAUCCAAGAAAGGCAUUCCAAUUUUACACAUGCUCUUUGAGAUGGGAAAGGAGCAAGUGGAGAAAGUGUGGUUCCAAAGUGCUGCUCGGUUCAAAGAUAGAACAUGAGCGAGGCAAGACAUUCUUAUAUUGAUUCAAAACAAUAUGUUGAUGAAAAUAGUUAGAAAGAAUCCAUUGCACAAUGUCAUCCUCUUGAACAUAGAUUUUUAUUUUCAAAGCAUUAUUUAGCCAUAAACUGUAGCAUUCUUGUGCUUUCAUUCAUCAACUUUAUAGACAAGGGGAAGUCUGAUCCGAUUGUUUUUCAUAUCCGGUGGGGGAAAAAAUGAGACAAAGCUCAUAAAAGGUUUGGAGAAAGUGACAAAAAGGUGUGAUUUGUUAAAGCCUCACUGCAAAUUGAUAUUGCCUCUUGAAAUGGGGUGUAGUUUAAAAAAAAAAGAAUUUGCCCACACAAUGCAAAACACAAAUGAUAUGUGCUCUGUUGUUGCUUUGGAAACUAUAUUUCUCAUGUCUAUCAUUUAUGUGUUCCUCAAGCCCGGUCCUUGGCCUCGGAGUCAAGUCCUUGGCCUUGGCCUUGGGUUGCCGGUCCUCGGAUACAAUGAGGGAUUAGUGCCCCUAAUCCUUCGUCCACAGUUUGGUGUUUUUUGUUAUUGUAAAGCAGGGGUGCCCAUUAGGUAGAUCCUGAUCUACCGGUAGAUCUAAGACAGGUCCCAAGUAGAUCCGAGGAGUGUCGAGGAGAAAACAAAAAACAAAAACAAAAACAUUUGUGUCUCUUUGUACAUGUUAGUAAUAUAUAUUUUUGGUGUUAAUGUACGUUGUACCCUAAUCAUCCUAUCAGUCUCAUUUUCACAAAAAAAAUAAAAAUAAAAAAUAAAAUAAAGCAGGUAAAUCUUGAAUUUACGGUGGCGGGUGAUUACGUCACCGGAAGUUGUUUGCUCUCAGCAGUCUGCAAUUGCAGCUGGUGAUCAGAACUGUUGCACUUUCUCUUUUAUCGUCAUUAUUCUCAUUCAGAGUUUGCUUCGUGUACAAUUCACCGAGGGCAUUGGCAAAGAAUAGGAAUCUAGGAGGGCCCAGGGAAGCACUUCAAAACUGUACGUGUGAGCUACGAUAGUUAACAGGCUGCAAAAGUGCAUCGCAUGCCUCAGUUUCAGGCUGUUUCUCAUCAUGGCAUGCAUGUGUGCGUGUGUGUGCGCGUGCAUGCCGGUCAGGGUAGAUCCCGGCAGGUUUGUUGAUCGAAAAGUAGAUCUUCGGUCCAAAAAGUUUGGGCACCCCUGUUGUAAAGUGUGCUGGGUGUCUUGAAAGGCGCUUAUAAAUAAAAUGUAUAAUUAUUAUUAUUAUAUUUUUCAAUACCAAUUACUUGUUUAAAUUUUGUACAAUCAAUUGGAUCAGUGGCAAUGCAUAUAUGUGAAUGAUAAAAGUAAAUUGCACAUUUGUUGAAGGAAAUGUUAAGUGCUUCAUGAAAUGUUUUGUAAAAGAUACAUUCAUUAAAUUUCAACAUUUUCCUAAUGUUCUUGUGCUUCUUUAUACCAAAACAAAGGAAAGACGUAUUGUUUUGGUUGUUUAUAGCAAAGUAUGGUAUCAUUUUAAUGGUCCGGCCCACUUGACAUCUACCGAGGCCGUAUGUGGCCCACCGUGUGAAAUGAGUUUGACACCAGUGAUGUAUAAUAAGGCGUUUUUAGCCGAA